Uranotaenia lowii is the source of this 4861-nucleotide messenger RNA. It is a transcript of the gene xmas, whose product is annotated as germinal-center associated nuclear protein. Gene Ontology annotation, biological process: mRNA export from nucleus. The coding region runs from base 87 to 4766 and encodes 1559 amino acids. The transcript is spliced from 4 exons. Gene Ontology annotation, cellular component: transcription export complex 2; nucleus; cytoplasm. NCBI's taxonomy places the organism in Eukaryota, Metazoa, Arthropoda, Insecta, Diptera, Culicidae. The record is from RefSeq and is a predicted model, not a curated record. Gene Ontology annotation, molecular function: nucleic acid binding.
UUACAACUUGGUUUUGGGUUGUAGCCGCUUAGAGUGUAACACCAGUUUAUAGCUUAGAUAAAACUUGAUAAUAAUCUGCCGGAAAAAUGUCCGACGACGAUGUAAUUGUCCUAGAUGAUUCACCGCAACGGAAAUCAAUCAGUUGCGAACAAAUCCCGGAACUGUUUCUGGACAAGCUUAUCGCCAAGCAGCAUUUCAGUCAGUUCGGACGCAUCAAUCGGUUCAUUCUGCGGCCGAAGCGAUUUUCGUGCACCGUCGAGUACGAGAGCCAACAGGCGGCGGAAGCAGCCCUCGCCAGGGGGAAUGUGUUCCGGGACGUGCGGUUCAACAUCUAUUGGACCGAUGAUGUGCCUGGUGGUGGCGGUAAUGGUAACGGCAACGAUGGCAAUGGAUUAGGAGCGAUCGAUCCGGAAGUCCAACAGGAGUUGAGCAUUAUGAGUGGCGGUCCAAGCAGUUUGCCGCAACGGCAGACGACAAAAGCCCCGAUGACCAAUAAGCAAGCAAUUGAAUCAUUUCUGAAGAAAACAGAGCGGUUCCCAAAUUUUCCGGUGGUUGCGCCACCCAAACCGUCGGCUCUUCGGAUGGUCCCUGCAAAGCUGUCAGAACCGUUAGCUCCGAUAAGUAUCGCCGUUGGUUCUUCUUCGUCUAGCGACCCUAAGAUAAACCAAACGCGGAGCGAAUUCGAGGUCCUAGCUCGUAAACCGGCUUUCACGGCCGAGGAGCGGUAUCGAGUUUUGGAUGCGCGCGAUAAAUACGUGCGCUCGAUUACGGAUCGAACGACCGAUAUUCGUAAGGUGCGCAGUACCCAAGGAACCUGUGAGGACAUGUGUCCGGAGAAGGAGCGAUACAUGCGGGAAUGCAAAUUCCAGGUGGCUUCCUAUGAGAGCGGCGAGGAAGGUGGCCAACAGAUGGACCAUGCUAAAGCUAUCAAACAGUAUUCGAGAAGUUCGGCUGAUCAGGAAGCUCCGUUGGCGCUGGAAUUGCGCUCGGAACGAGGUUUGGAGCUGUCGAUGGGCUACCUGCUACACAAGAUAGCUGAUAAAUGUGAAGAUGAAGAUGUGGGUCUCGGCGAUUGGUUCCAUUAUGUUUGGGAUCGUACCAGAAGUAUUCGGAAGGACAUCACCCAGCAGGAACUGUGCUCGGUGCGUGCCGUUCGAUUAGUAGAGCAGUGUGCCCGAUUUCACAUUCACUGUGCUGCCAGGUUGAUUGCCGAGGAACCGUCGGUGUUCGACCAGAAGAUCAAUACGGAGAAUAUGACCAAAUGUUUGCAAUCCUUGAAAUACAUGUACCACGAUUUGGGACUGAAAGGUGUACGCUGUCCGAACGAGGCCGAAUUCAGGGGCUACGUGAUUCUGUUGAACUUGAACGACGGCAACUUUUUGUGGGAGAUCAAACAACUGCCAAAAGAUAUCCUCAAAUCACGAGAAGUCCGAUUUGCCUUGGAAGUUUACUUCGCUGUCGAAAAUAAUAACUAUGUGCGAUUCUUCCGGUUGGUUGAGAAAACAACCUAUAUGAAUGCUUGCAUUUUGCUAAGAUAUUUCAACCAAGUAAGAUCCCGAGCUCUACAAACAAUGCUUCGUGCUUACACUUAUCGAAAUCCUGCCACUUUCUCGUUAGAGCAUUUUUGCGAUAUAUUGGCAUUCGAAGAUACAGAAGCGGCAGCAUCUUUCCUGGAGGCCUACGGACUUCCUGUCAAUGCAGACUUAGGUACAGUCCUAAUGGAUCCAAAACUAUUCGAAAGACCGGAAGUGCCCUUCCAACUAGAACGAGCUUAUCAACUGGUAGAAAGCAAACGAACAACAACAGUUGGCGAGGUCAUUUCCGGAGAACCUUUGAUAGAUAUCAGUCUGAUUCACGACCACCAGCUUGAAAAUAGCUUCAACGCAAACGGUUACUUCCGGGAAGAUUUCUUGCGAGAUUUGAUGAAACAAAGCAAACAGUUGGAGCCCCCAAUUUCACCAGUCCCACUGUCCCCGGCAACGGACGACGACAAACUGUUCAAAGUCCCUUCACCGACUUCAAUUUCGCCAAAACCUCUCUUCCCAAAACCAGCCAUUUCCAGCAACCAAGGACUGUUUCAACCAUCUCGUUUCGGAGCCACCACAUCUAAAAUUGAAAUCGGUGCUCCCGCUCCGGUCGCGCCAUCAAUCUUCUCCAAAUCCAGCCCCUCACCAACACUCUCCGGAAUCACCCCCUUAUCCGAAGAAAGAACACCAACACCAGCAGCAGCAAUGGCAGCAACCGGACACGGUUCCAAUAUGUUCGGUUACGUUCCGUUCCCGGGUGUGGGGGGAGCUGCUAGCGGCAACUCAAUUUUCGGAUCCUUCCAAACACCAAAAACGGAAGGAAGUUCCGCCGCUCUGGCGGGAUCCAUUUUUGGCAUCUCCAAACUGCAGCAGCACGGAGAUGAACAACUUAAGCUGAAUAAACAGAAACAAGAGGAAGAGCAAAGGCGCCAGAAACAGCUGGAAGAGGAGCAGCGGGAGUUGAAGCGGAAACUGGUGGAGAAACAAGAGCAAGAGCUACGACAGCAGCGGGAAGCCGAGGAGGAGCGCAUCCGGCGGGAGCUGAUUGCCCGGAAGCAGGCCGAAAUCCGUCGCCUUAAGGAGUUGGAGGAGGAAGGCAAACGACAGCUGGAAGCCACGGUCCUGAAGAUAGCGGAACGUAUUUGGACCGAACUAUCCGAUGAUUUGAUCGGCCAGGAUGUGGAACAGAUUGCCGAGGAGUGCUACUACAAGCAUCAGGUGUGUGAGGUGCUGCCUCAGAAGAAUUCGGACGCUAUACAGGAAGAAGUGCUCGGAGAACUGGUUUCGGAGCUGGUCCGAGAGGAGAUGCUUGUUCGACAAAGUUUGGAGAAUAGACAGCUCAAUAUAAUGCGGAAGUUUUUCAAGAUUUGGCGGAAGAAUGCGCAUCAGGUGGUUGAAAAUCGGGCGCAGAUCGAAAAUAGCCCGGCUUGGUUGCCGGAAAGGGGAUUGACGGAGUUAGCUCGAGGGUGUUUCGAGAAGCACCAGACCAUUAGCAUGGCCGAUAUGAAACGAUACCUUGGAGGUGUGUCGCAGAUUUUGAAGAUUCCGGAACGCAAGGAGGAGAAAAUCGAUUUGUUCGAUCUGAUGAGAAGUCACAUGAGUGGCGGUCGAAAAAAGCGCUCCGAAUCGUUAAUCAAGAACCAUGUUUAUUGGAAACUGACCAUUUCAAUUCCGUUUAAACAAGAGGAAGACUCGUCUGGAUUUUAUUAUUUUAUCAAUAAGUGGUUGAAAGAUGCUGUGAAUAGAUACAUUGAAGCAGACGGUAAAUGCUUGUUUUUGGAAGCGCAGGAAUCUGCAGCUGCACGAGAACGACUUGUCGUAUGCCUGAGACUUUUGAAAGGCGUUUUAUUGUUGGAUGAAUUGAACUCCACGGAUCCGAAUGCUGUUGAAAAUUCAGAUGGUUUGCUGUUUUUCCUCACACCCAAUAAUGUAGAUCGAUCACGAGAAAGGUUGCAAAAGAUACUGGAGAAAGCAGAUCAUUGGGGUCCGAUCCCGUUAACAGUUAUCGCUUACAAUUUCUCCUCUGCCACGGACGAAUCUGUGGAAGAGUUGUUAGAUAUUGAUUCGCUUCUAGAGGAAGGAAAGAUUCAUGAUUUUGAAAUCAUACACCACCGGGAAACGGAAAAAUGUCCACUGAGGACAACGUUCGCGAAAGCUCUUGCAUAUUUGGCUUCCUCUUAUAAUUUCGAAUCUACUCUAGAGAUGCAAUCUCAAACGGCAUUUAUCGGAACUUGCCUGGGGGAAGAACUGUGGCAUCGCUUGCAAAUUUCUGCCAAUCAGAAUAGCAAGCUAUUGGAAGCCUGUCAAGAUCCCAAUUUCGUCAUACAGCUCUACAAUCAAGCUGUUGAUCGAGUCAACAAUCUGGUUCAACACAACUUUUCCGUAUAUCCAGAUUUUCCCGCAGAAUUUAAACCAUUCGUUUCGAAGCGACGUUUUGAUAUACCGCUAGAUCUUGAAUAUUUCCCCAAGGAUUGGCGAAACCCAGAGCGCCAAAAGAAACUUGUCAAGUUUUUCAACGACCUUAAACUAAACCCAAUGACAUCUCUACCUCAAUCAGUACGAUCGAUCCAGGAUUUAAAAGUACCAUUGCUCGAAUACAUAAAAAAAUGUCUCCCUAAAGUUAGCGAGAAAAAUCUCCGUAGGCUGCAGGCCCUAGUAAUCCAAGAAAUCCUCAAAUCGCUUCCCCCAAUUGUCCCUCCAAUGGAAACCAAUCUCAUCAUAAAUUGGCUACCUCCACUAACAAUACUCUCGAACGAGAUUCUUCGCAACCGUUGGGGUGAAGCCCUGCCCCAUUUACCGUGCGAAAUAAUCUACCACAAGCGGGAAUUCCUAAGCUACACGCGUUCCCUCUGGUGGCUACCGGAGUUGAAAAAGAUCAAACGAAACCCCGAACCGGCUAGCCGCGAUCUGACAGUCAACGGCAGUUUCAUUAAUGACCACACCCAUCAGGACGAUCUUGACGGAUCGACAUCUUUCAUGGAAGACUCCGCCAGCAACAGCACUGCGACCACUUUCAGUCCAAAGCGAAUGAAGUUGAACAUAAGUCUCGGCAAGGACGAUUUGGAAGAGGUGCUGCUCCGUAGCCGACGCUGUCUGGAACGGGCCGAGGAAAAGAUCAACCGUUGCCGGGAGUUUACCCAGCAAUCGCGGGACCUGACCGGCCGCCUCGAUGGGCAGCUGUACGACCAGGAGCGAACCUUCCGCCUGAACCGGUGGCAGUGGGAUGCCAACUUUAGGUAGGUGUAUUUUCGCUCGUUUUUUCGUUUUUUAUGCUUCGAGAAUAGUUGUCCCCCAUAUUGUUCAGUCGUAAUAAAUUGACCUGUAAUGUAAAAUUA